AUGCUUAUAAUAACGCCCUUGUCAGAGUUGCAAGACAAGUUCGAGACUUCCAAUUUCCUGGUUGUUCAAGUGCAUGGCAAAAUUUAUGGUGGUUUUCUCUGGUUUAUCAAUGUGUUUGAUCUCACCAUUGAUGAUCCUAUAGCUAUUGAAUAUUACAUCUCAUACCUCUUGAUAAAUAUUCAAGGAUACAAAGCAAAAACUGUGCAAGCAGCAAUUCAAUUCUUUGCUAACCUUGAUGGCAAACCCAUUACCAUCUCUGCCUCCUACUCUAAGGUUAAAAAAGGUGUACUGAAACUUUAUACACUCUCGGAUAAAGUUUCUCUUCAAAGAGAUCCAAUUACAGUCAAACAUUUGACUGAUUAUGUGAAGUGCAAAGACAAAGUGGACAAUUUCACUUUUCGACUCACUUCUGCUAUUCUAGUGGUUGGUUUCAGACUAUUUGCAAGACCUGGUGAGGUUGCGCGCUUAAAAUGGUCCUAUAUCAAGGUUCUCAAGAAUGGAAAAAUCAAAAUUGACCUCAGUGGUCACAAAACUGAUUUCUUCCUUAUUGAAAAACCAAUUACUAUUGACAAGAAUACAAAGAAUCCAAGUCUUUGCCCAAUAACCCUACUAAAUUCGUAUAUGGAUUUGGUUCGUGAAUUUAAAGAUGACGAUUCUCCUUUGUUUUCCUACGAAAACAACAAAUUCCUUGAUUCAAAUGAUAUUUCUAAGAUACUCAAGAAUGCGGUGGGUAUGGUUGACCAAGAUGUGAGAGUUUCUGGGCACAGCAUUAGAAUUGGAGCCAUCACAGAAGGACUUAGAAAAGGUGUUUCUACUUCAGAUCUCAUGGUUGGUGCAAGACAUAAGAAAACCAACAGUUUAUUUCCUUAUCUACGAUCUGAGGGUCUUGCUGGCAAGAAUUUCACAGACACCUUAUUUUCUCUGGACUAA
Molecule: messenger RNA, 930 nt
Organism: Naegleria gruberi
Lineage: Eukaryota; Heterolobosea; Eutetramitea; Acrasida; Naegleriidae
Exons: 2
Coding region: 1-930 (309 amino acids)
Biological process (GO): DNA recombination; DNA integration
Molecular function (GO): DNA binding
Source: RefSeq, a predicted model, not a curated record